AGAUUCACCAUGAAGAGAACCAUCUUUACCAUCCUUACCACAGCUGGAAUAUUCAGUGGUAUUUUCGGCACAUCAGCAUGGUCAGUGAACAACUUUCUGAUGACAGGACCCAAGGCAUACUUAACAUAUACUACCAGUGUGGCAGCUGGUGCUGAGCUUGGAAUUGAAGAAUGUAAGCACCAAUUUCAAUGGGACCGCUGGAAUUGUCCAGAGACAACGCUUCAACUCUCCACUCACAACAAGCUUAGAAGUGCUACCAGGGAGACUUCUUUUAUUCAUGCCAUCAGCUCAGCCGGAGUAAUGUACACUCUCAGCAGGAACUGCAGCAUGGGAGACUUUGACAACUGUGGCUGUGAUGAGACAAGAACUGGACGCGUAGGUGGAAAAGGAUGGAUUUGGGGAGGCUGCACUGACAAUAUAGAAUUUGGCGAAAAAAUUUCCAAACACUUUGUGGAUGCUUUGGAGACAGGAAAAGAUAUCAGAGCUUUAAUUAAUUUGCACAAUAAUGAAGCAGGGAGAAUGGCUGUCAAAUCAACCAUGAAGAGGACUUGCAAGUGUCAUGGGGUGUCCGGGAGCUGCAGCCUUGAAACCUGCUGGCUCCAGCUUGCAGAAUUUCAAGAAGUUGGCAAUUACCUGAAGACCAAAUAUGACGAUGCUCAGAAGAUGGAGUUGGAUAUGAGCAGGUCCAGAGAAGGAAACAGCGCUGAGAGUCGUGGGCCUGCAUUCCGGCCCUUUAGCACUGUGCCAACCACUGAACUUGUCUUCUUGGAGGACUCUCCCAACUAUUGCAUCAGAAACCUCAGCUUUGGCCUCCAUGGCACCGAGGGACGGGAGUGUCUGCAGAGUAGCCAGAACGUAACCCAGGGGCCGAAGCGGAAUUGUAAGAGGCUCUGUGGGGAAUGUGGGCUGAAAACAGAGCAGAAACGGACAGCAAUGGUUAUCAGCUGCAACUGCAAGUUCAAGUGGUGCUGUUCAGUGAAAUGUGAACAAUGCAAACAAGUGGUCACCACGCAUUAUUGUUCCAGACGUGAGAGAUCUCCUUUCAAUAACACCCGCUGGCGGAACAGGGGAUAUGGGAGAUAA
Elgaria multicarinata webbii is the source of this 1083-nucleotide messenger RNA. It is a transcript of the gene WNT8A, whose product is annotated as Wnt family member 8A. The transcript has 6 exons. NCBI's taxonomy places the organism in Eukaryota, Metazoa, Chordata, Lepidosauria, Squamata, Anguidae. Gene Ontology annotation, cellular component: extracellular region. Bases 10 to 1083 code for a protein of 357 amino acids. Gene Ontology annotation, molecular function: frizzled binding; cytokine activity. The record is from RefSeq and is a predicted model, not a curated record. Gene Ontology annotation, biological process: canonical Wnt signaling pathway; multicellular organism development; neuron differentiation.